AGUCACUCCAGUCCUGAGCCGUCUGUUUUUUUCUCUCUCGCGGCACGUUACGUACGUGUGGAAGAUGAAGCUGUUUUUGGUUCUCGUCCUCGGCGCGGCUGCUGUGGACGCCCAGUCCUGGUGGUCCUGGUUCAGCACUCCUGCUGACAGCACCCCAAGGGCAGCAUGGGACGGCUUGAGAGUGACCUUCGGAUUCAACCCUUUUGGAAACAACUUUGACCGCUUGCCUCGCACCAAGGAGGUGGCGGAACAUAAAGGAUGGACGCCGUUUGGACCGAACAUGUGCACAGCUGGUACGUGGCGGGGUUUCCGCUACGUCAAGGACAACGACCCUGCGGUCACCUUGCUGUUCGACAAGAACGGCUACAUCGCCGGGUUACAGAUGGGGGUGCGGAAGAAUGAGCUGCCCCCUGACCCGCCCCAGCAGGUCACCCCACCAUGGAUAGAGGACACGGACCAGGACAUGUGGCUGCUUACAGCCUAUUUCAUCCAGCCGAGUGACAUUUGCAGUGAUGGUCGUACAGAGGCUGAGUACCAGGAGGAAGGCACGGGGACUGACCUGUACAUCCAGACCGGCCCUAACCCCACCUCGGACAUCAUGGCCAUCCCCCUCUACCAAUCCGACCUGCAGGGCACUGAAUGGAUCGAGGGCAAGUGCUUCUGGGGCAUGGGUAAACACUACUGGUGGAAUCUGCGCGUCGACAUGGACUGCAGGGAGUUCUACCCAGUCUUUAUCAUGUACAAUGGCGGGAAGCUGAACGCUUUCGGCUGGGACAUAAUGAACUACCUGGGUAGCCCGCGCUACGAGCACCCAUCAGCCUUCGGGUUGUUCAUAGAUACUGUGCCGACCUGUCUGGCUGACCAGAGUCAGGGCCUGUCCACUAUGCACGUGUACCUGACCAACGGGUUCCCGCCCUUCUUCAACCGCUGUUAGACUCCUGGACCGUGGACCGGAACCAACAGCAUUAUAGGGCUGAAAAUAAUCCAUAUCUCGUCAUGGUUUUAUGAACGCUAGCUUCUUAAUAUGGGCAGAUACUGGCUAAUUAAUAGAAUAAGACACAACGGAAUCCGACACAUUUUCCUGACAAGACGAUCAGCUACAAAUGAUUGUGAUAAUGAUUAUUACACUCUAUAAUAAAAGUCUGAUUGUUCGUGAUGGUAUGCUUCCUGCGGCACCGUGCAAUGUGCUUUAAUCACUGUAGGUUAUGACGUCAGCCUGCCUUGCAAUUUGCACAUAGCAGGUCUUUUCGCUGUAUCUGUAUUUACCCAAAUUCCACACACCCCAUUCCGCAUUACUUUGCAUUCUGCCUAUUAUCCGGAAAAAAGGUUGUGAACCUUCAUUAUUCUCUAAUUCAUGUAAGGUACACUUAUCGAAAAAAAAACCAUUAAAACACAGUUGUCAAUGUC
This is a messenger RNA of Branchiostoma floridae (Florida lancelet), 1407 nucleotides long. RefSeq lists its product as uncharacterized. The transcript has 8 exons. The record is from RefSeq and is a predicted model, not a curated record. Bases 65 to 934 code for a protein of 289 amino acids. NCBI's taxonomy places the organism in Eukaryota, Metazoa, Chordata, Leptocardii, Amphioxiformes, Branchiostomatidae.